This is a messenger RNA of Rhodofomes roseus, 1393 nucleotides long. Its product is annotated as terpenoid synthase. The record is from RefSeq and is a predicted model, not a curated record. The coding region runs from base 1 to 1110 and encodes 369 amino acids. The transcript has 5 exons. Lineage: Eukaryota; Fungi; Basidiomycota; Agaricomycetes; Polyporales; Fomitopsidaceae.
AUGGGUGUGCCGACUUACUAUAGCCUCCCCGACACUAUGGACCAUUGGCCUUGGCCGCGGAGCAUCAAUCUAUAUGCGGAGGAGGUCGUGGCCGCGUCCGCAGAGUGGUUCCGCUCCUUCUGUGCGUUCAACGCAACGUCUCAGCGAGCCUUUGACAAAUGCAAUGUUGCAUGCGAACUUACUGGGAUCUCUGUAGCACUCGCUGGUGCUCUGGUCUACCCGUUCUCUGACAGAGAGCUGCUCAGGACCGGUUGCGACUUAUUCAAUCUCUUCUUCGUCUUCGACCACUACACCGACGUAGAAGACGCGGAAGGGUGUCACAAGAUGGUCGACGCAGUCAUCGAUGCGUUGCAUCAUCCGGACCAGCCGCGUCUGGAAGGCGAAGUCAUCCUCGGAGAGAUCACCCGGCGCUUCUGGGCACGUGCGAUCGAGAGCGGUUCUGUUGGUCCCGUCGCCCAGAGUCGCUUCGUGAACUAUUUCACCAAGUAUGUCAGAUCCGUAGUUGACGAAGCCGCGGAUCGGGACAAGGACAUUUAUCGCUCAGUGGACGGCUAUCCUGCUAUCCGCCGGGAUACGGUCGGCUUCCGCCCCUUAUACGCUCUCAUGCUGCAAGAGCUCCCAGACGAGAUUGUCUAUCACCCUGCCAUGGUUGAAAUGAGCGCAUGCGUCACGGACAUGUUGAUCAUCGACAAUGACAUCAUCUCGUACAACACGGAGCAAAGCGCUGGCGACGCACGGCACAAUCUCGUCACAGUCACCAUGCUGGAACACAAGCUCAACCUUGGCGACACUAUCAAUCUCCUCGUCCAGCAGCACAUCACUUUACAGGAGAGGUUCCUGAAGGCCUACCAUUCCUUUGAUCCUCAAUGGGACGCCUUCACGAAUCAACAGCUCCGCGAGGCGCUCCGCGACGUCGCGAACUUCCCGCGUGGCAUCUACUGCUGGCACUUUGAAUGCGGCAGGUACUUUGGAAGCAAGGGCGCAGAGGUUGGAAGGACGCGCCGCGUGCAGCUCCUACCGCAGCUGCUGAAUGGCGAUCGGAGGCAGGAGAACGUCGCUAUACCUGUCAUCGACGAAUUGUGGGGCAAGACGGAGGGGUUGGCGGUGUGACAGUCAGCGUCCUAUAUCCAUGACUAGAGUUCCCUGCCUGUCAUUAUUUCAUUGUCCAUACAUAGAGCACCUGAUUAGAACCGGCGGUAUCACUUUCAGUAGAUUGCCCGCAAACCAGCUUGAGUGGCAAUCGAGACACGGCAGCCACCUAAGGUGCCGACCUGGACAUGGAUGAGAGCGUAUUUUAUCAACACUUUGGCCUUGGGCACUGCUCAACCAUCACUGGCAUAAGAUGCAGUCACUGUCUAGUCGUACCAGUCAUGGUAUAGCCAUGAACCGUCCU